This is a messenger RNA of Homalodisca vitripennis (glassy-winged sharpshooter), 3868 nucleotides long. Its product is annotated as tubulin-specific chaperone D-like. The coding region runs from base 185 to 886 and encodes 233 amino acids. The transcript is spliced from 8 exons. Gene Ontology annotation, cellular component: lateral plasma membrane. Gene Ontology annotation, biological process: adherens junction assembly; tubulin complex assembly; microtubule cytoskeleton organization. Lineage: Eukaryota; Metazoa; Arthropoda; Insecta; Hemiptera; Cicadellidae. Gene Ontology annotation, molecular function: beta-tubulin binding; GTPase activator activity. The record is from RefSeq and is a predicted model, not a curated record.
CGGAUCAUAUUCUGCCUCGGCACGUCAUUUGGAGAUCUUCUGAUCUGCAAAAUUCUAGAGAGGAUGACUUGUAAAAGAUCUGACACCUCCUGGCACGGCAGCUGUCUUGUACCUUGUACUGGCUGUACUAGCCAAGAAAAACCUGUUGUUGCCUUCGAGACUGUAUGACAUUAUCCCUUGUGUUAUGAUGGCACUGAAGUUUGAAGAACCACGAGGCCUUACUUCUGUAGGGGAUAAUGUCCGUCAUGCUGCGGCUUAUGUUUGCUGGGUGAUUGCCAAAGCCUUUGAACCCCGAUUUAUUGAACCGUACCGUGAUACAUUGGCCGAAAACUUGUUGGCAGUUGCUUGCUUCGACAGGGAGGCUCUUUGUCGAAGAGCUGCUGUCUUAGCGCUCCAGCAGUUUGUGGAACGUGCCGUGAACAUCCCUCAUGGUGUUGAAAUCACCACUGCUGCCAACUUUCAUAGCGUCGGUAGUUGCAGCAAUGCUUAUCUAAGCGUCAGCAUGGAAAUAGCUCAGUACAAAGAGUACACGGAGAGUCUCAUCAAACACCUGCUCAGAAACAAAGUAGACUACUGGGAUUGUAACAUCCGCAUCCUUACUGCCAAGGCCCUGCACAAACUGGCGAGUAGAGCUCCAGAGUACAUGGCCUCUGACGUAUUGACAGAGCUAUUUGCUCUCAUCGUGAAUGAUGACCCCAAAGCCAUACAUGGUGCUGUUCUUGCCAUAGGAGAGCUCGUGUGGGCUUUAUCCUCGAUUUCUCAAAACCUAUUAGAGCCGUACCUGGAGCGCAUAGAAAAUCUAGUAGGCCAAUUAAAGGAAAGAAACUUAAUGAAAGGAGCUCUUGGUGACAUCAUCAAGACUGUCUUGUGCUCCUUUAUAGCCUAGUUCUCGGGCCAGAUUGCCAUUCCACGGCAAGCCUGUCAUUGAUGAAUGGCAGCUGUUUAUGGACGAAUGUGUGUGCAACCCCGUGUCGGAUGUCCCAGGACGCAGUGCAGACUAAAAAGUGCAGUAUUGGGGCAGCUCGGGAAGGAAAUGACCCAACACGGAUUAGACUGACUCUGUUCCUUUCAUUGACAUUUAUCACUUUAUUAAUUUUGUAUUUGACUGUGUUCACAUUGCUAAGAACAUUUUAUUUAUAGAAUAAUCUAUAAAGUUCUAUCUCCAAGUGUGCCUUACUCUAAAGUAAACAUUGCACAAUUUUCUGUGAUUUCCAAGUGAUAUAAUACCUUAUAAGAUUUUUUAUAAUGUUAACUUCUUCUCUUUCUCUGUUAGUUUAAGUGUUGUCACUACCAAAGUAUAUUGUAGUAGUUUUGUUAAAUGUUUUCUGAGUUAAACAUAUUGAAGCAGUAUGUUGUAAACAUCACAGAUUCUGUGUGUUGUUACUACCAAAGUAUAUUGUAGUAGUUUUGUUAAAUGUUUUCUGAGUUAAACAUAUUGAAGCAGUAUGUUGUAAACAUCACAGAUUCUGUGUGUUGUCACUACCAAAGUAUAUUGUAGUAGUUUUGUUAAAUGUUUUCUGAGUUAAAUAUAUUGAAGCAAUAUGUUGUAAACAUCACAGAUUCUGUGUGUUGUUACUACCAAAGUAUAUUGUAGUAGUUUUGUUAAAUGUUUUCUGAGCUAAACAUAUUGAAGCAGUAUGUUGUAAACAUCACAGAUUCUGUGGAUGUUGUGAUAUUUUAUUGUUAAUGUUAUCAGAAACGCUUGCCUUGAGCUUUAUCUAUAGAGUUAGUAAGUUGAAUACCAUGGAGUUAAUUCCCUCCAUAUUGUUUUAGUUGUGCAUAAAAUUUUAUUUGAUGUUCAACGUAGCGAAUUUUAACUGUCGUUUGUUAGUUUUAACUUAUUCUUACCUUAUUUGUUCCUUGUGUUUUUAAUCAAAUCAAAUCAAAAUCUUUAUUGUCUUUAGGCAUAUAGCAAUCGACAUGGUCAUCAAUUUAUGUUACAAAUCAUAACUUGUCAUAGUUAAUGUUUAUACUACUUAGGUAGGACUAACAAGUGUAAAUUGAUAAUAUAAAACAUCAUUUUUGCUAUACCUAAUUCUUGAAUUAAAAUAACAUUGAUAAAUAUAAAAUAAAAUCUUAAACUAAAUAAAUAGUCGAUAAAUAAAAUAAAUAAAUCUUACAUAUGUAACAAACUUACAAAACAUUAAUUUCUGAAUUUGGCAUAUUUAAAAAUUCAUCGAUACUAUUGAAGGGAUGAGCAGCCAGCCAUCUAUGUAACUUACAUUUAAAGAGACUAAAAGAUAAAUCUUUGGUUGAGAGUGGUAACUUAUUAUAUAGUCUAAUACACAUUAUAGUAUGGCUAGAUCUAAUUUUUUCCAACCUUGUGAAGGGUACAUCAAGACGAUUACCAUGCCUUGUAGAUUUUUCAUGGAUUUCAUUCCUUACAUUAUAUGAUAAAAUAUCUUUAUGAAUACAUAACAAUAAAUAAAAUAUAUAGAGAUUAAAAACAGUUAAAAUACCUAAAUUAAUAAAAAGUGGUUUACAAUUAGCCAGGUAGUGAGACUUGGUAAUUAUUCGAACAGCCUUCUUCUGUAUCAAAAGGAUAUCUUUAAGGUUGCUGGAAUUGCCCCCAGAAAAUCAAACCAUAGCUUAUUAUGAACUGAAAUAGACCAUAGUAAACAGUAACGAUAUAAUGUUUAGGAACACAACUCAUGAGACGUCUUAAUAGAUAAAUCACACGAGAUAGCCUAGUUGAUAUUUGUUCAAUGUGUUUUGCCCAUGACAGCUUACAAUCAAUGUACACACCUAAAAACUUGACACAAUUAUCAAACUCAAUAUCAUCUUUAACAGGCCUAAGACUAAACAGAACCGAUUUAGUUUUGUCAUUAUUUAAAAGUAAGUUGUUAGCUGAAAACCAUUUUGAAGCUAGUUCUAAAGUAUUAUUGACGUAAUUAAUUGUAAAUCAAUUAAGUUUUUAUCAAUAGAAAGAAAAUUGGUGUCAUCAGCAUACAGACAAGUUUUAGACUGUUGAAUAUUAAUAGGUAAAUCAUUUAUUGCUAUUAUACCAAUAAUAAUACAAUAUACCAUUUUAUAUUAUUAAAAGUGCCUUUUAUGAGAGAUUUGUACACUUAAGAUUUCAUAAUGUGUUUGUUACAACAACUCACCUCCGUAAUAUUGUAACAAAAACUCAAAUUUGCAUCAUAAAGCAUUAAUUUCUCAUAUACUUUGCAUAGCGAAUGAUGCUGGUAUUUUAUCUCUUUUGCUGGAAGUUUUAAUCAGGUACUUGCAAUAAAUUCUUCUGUUUGCUUUGUUUCUAUGCUCUUCUGUUUGCUUUGUUCAGUAAUAAGUAUUUGUAUUUAAUCGGAAUAAGUUAAGUAUCUUCUAAUGUUUUAAACAGAGAUUAAUUAUGAUAGUGAUUAUCAGUAGUAACUUGCAAGGUGUGAAGUAAAUCUACUCCCUAAUUUUUCAUAAACUGUACUAAAGUUGUUCUGUUACUAAUACAAAUAGGAAUAUGUGAUAAAUAUUGUGAUUGUACAUGAAGUGCAAUGUACCUUUGCUCAGAUCCGUCCAAUGUUACCGAUCUGCGAGACAAACUUGUUGCCAUAUUUGCUCUCUUGUUGUGGCGUGAACUCAGUUCCUAUUCACGCUGUGUUACCUUGAUUCUGCAACAUGCUGUACGCACAAAUUUGUGCAAGAAGUGCCUGAACAUUCCGUUUUUUGGUCAGUAACAUUGAUUGUGUAAUAGUAUUGUUAAAAAACAAUGACAUAAUUCAGUUGUAGUUUACACACAUGUAACAUUCCUAACUGUUUAACCUCAAAUGUUUUAGGCGUGAUUCUAGAUUAAGAUUUUUAUAAUGUUAUGUGUUUUUGAGAUGUUUUUGUUGUUACAACUUUUGUAAAGAGUGUAAUAAAAUGAGUUUAAUUCAUA